This is a messenger RNA of Meloidogyne enterolobii, 677 nucleotides long. NCBI's taxonomy places the organism in Eukaryota, Metazoa, Nematoda, Chromadorea, Rhabditida, Meloidogynidae. The record is from the annotation of a GenBank genome assembly.
UUUAAUGUGCCAAUCAUUUACUUCUGUGCCAAAAACUUAUAUCAGAGCAGCCGAUGAAUUACUUCCCCUUUCACAUGCCAGUCGUCUAGCUAGUCUCCCCAGCCUUUCCCCUCUUCCAUUUUCUCAUCGCCACCCUUCCCUAGCAUUAACAACCGGUGCCGGUUCAUCUUCACAUCCUUCUCGAUUUUCGCCUUUAGAACCUCAACGGCCUCCUAGAGCAAUUCCCCAGUCCCUAACAAAAGCAUUGCCUAAAAGACAAGGAAGGAUGACGACAGAAAAAAAUUUGGACGAAUUAGCCCCCCUCGGUAAUGAAUGGGAAAAAUCACAGCCUGGAACUGGGAUUUGUGGAAAAUGUGUUCUUUGUUUACUACUUAAUGCUGUGUUUGUUUUGGCCCUUUUCCUGGCUUUUCUGAUUGGACAUUUUGCGUCUGAAGCACAUUUACCUUCAAAUAAUAAAACUGACAACUUAACUUUAAAUAAUUUAUUACUAACCUCUAAUAAUGCUUCUAUUGGUAAACUUAAUCAAACAGCUUCAACUUUACAAAAUCAGACGGAAAUAAAACAAAAGAAUGUAGAAUUUGUGAAGGUAGAAUUUGCUUUGAAUACAGUCGGACCUCCGUAUAAGGUACCCUCCUGGGCUGGAAAUAGUCUCUUACAACGAGGUGUAAUUUAAAUAG